CGUUUCCACGGCACCACUACAGAAACUUAAUUCAAAUCCCAAUUUUUAUCUUUAUUUUCAAAUUUAAUUCAACCCAAUUUCACUGCAUCAAUCUGCUGACUCUAUUUUUUCCCGUCUUUAAAUUCCUAAAUUAUGGGUGAAUUUUGAAUUGCAGUAAGUUAAAAAAAAUAAACUUAUUUCAUCUGGUUUUGCAUUGAUGAUGCAAAAUUAGAAAAAAAAAAUUAAAAAUUAUGAACAAGAAAUCAAAUAGCUGCUGUGCAAUUUGUGACCACUCAAAUCGUGCUUCUAUUUGCACUAUUUGUGUCAAUUACAGGUUAAAUGAGUAUAAUACCUUAUCGAAAUCAUUAAAGAGCCGCCGUGAUCAGUUAUAUUCAAAAUUGAGUGAAGUUCUUGUUGCAAAGGGUAAGGCUGAUGACCAAUUGAAUUGGAGAGUGCUUCAGAAUGAGAAGCUUGCGAAUUUGAGAGAGAAACUCCGGCGUAGUAAGGCGCAGCUUUCUCAAGGGAAGGCGCAAAUUGAGAAGAUGUCUAAUGAUUUAAAUGUUAAAUACAGGGAGCUAGAAUUAUCUCGUAACGCGUUAGAGAAAAACAGAGUGGAACAACUGCAGAAAAACUUGCCAAACCUUGUCUGUACACAAAGUUUAGGACAUAUGGCAAUCACUUCCGAGUUACUUCAUAAACAAUCAGUAAUCGUGAAACAAAUAUGCAAAUUGUUUCUCCUCCGCCGAGUUAUCGUAGAAGAAAAGGAUGGGUCUAGCAGCCAAUAUGAUAAAAUAUGCACUGCACUCUUACCAAGAGGACUCGAUCCCCAUUCCGUUCCAUCAUAUGAUCUUGCUGCCUCCUUGGGAUACAUGAUCCAACUUCUAAAUCUUGUUGUUCAUAGUUUGGCUGCCCCUGCACUUCAUAACUCAGGUUUUGCGGGUUCUUGCUCCCGAAUAUGGCAGCGAGAUUCUUAUUGGAACGCAGGUCCUUCUUCUCGAAGCAAUGAGUAUCCCCUUUUCAUACCACGACAGAAGUAUUGCUCUACCAGUGGUGAAAAUUCAUGGACUGAUAAAAGCUCGAGUAAUUUUGGUGUUGCAUCAAUGGAAUCAGAGAAAAAGGCUUAUCUGGAUUCUUCUCGAAGUAGCAGCUUCAAUUAUUCCUCUGCCUCUCCACAUUCAGUUGAAACUCAUAAAGAAUUACAGAAAGGGAUUUCACUUUUGAAGAAAAGUGUGGCAUGUGUAACAGCUUAUGGUUAUAAUUUGCUAUGUUUAGAUGUGCCUGCUGAAGCAUCUACUUUUGAAGCAUUUGCGAAGUUGUUGGCAACACUGUCAUCUCCAAAGGAACUUCGAUCUGUCUUUUCAUUGAAAAUGGCUUGUUCUAGGUCAUGUAAGCAAGUUCAAAGAUUGAAUAAAUCCGUAUGGAAUGCGAAUUCUACCAUAUCAUCAAGCUCCUUGCUGGAGAGUGCACAUGCCCUGUAUCUUACGAAAAACAUAAGCGAUAAUUACCUUCCAAAUUCAGCUACCAGUUUUCUUUUUGGCACUGAGAUAUCUGAUUCUGGAAAAAAUGAAAGCCUUUUUGAUGGUUGGGAUCUGGUGGAGCAUCCCACUUUUCCUCCACCACCAUCACAAACUGAAGAUGUGGAGCAUUGGACUCGAGCUAUGUUUAUUGACGCCACGAAGAAUUAAUUUGCUGGCAUUAUUGUCUUCAAAUUUUUUAAAUUUCUGUCCGGAAGACAUUACGCAAAUCAAUGAUGUGGCGGAGAAGGGUAACGGCAUAGGGAUGAGUAUACUAUUGAACAUGUAAAGUUUUAACUUACCAUGGCCAUUGUAAAGUUUUAUGUGUUGGCCUCCAUUUAACUCCAUAGUGUAUAUAGAAACAAUCUAAAUAGGUGUUUACACCUUAACCUUAUCAUUAUUGAGGUGUAUACAUAAUAUACUGAUCCUUUUCUUUUGCAUUUUUCUUUGUAGUAGUCCAAAUGGUUCAAUUUGGUUCUUAAAUAUUUAUUUUCAGACCCCUUUAUAAACAAA
Messenger RNA from Mercurialis annua (annual mercury), 2006 nucleotides. RefSeq lists its product as uncharacterized. Gene Ontology annotation, biological process: SNARE complex assembly. Gene Ontology annotation, molecular function: SNARE binding. The transcript is spliced from 13 exons. The record is from RefSeq and is a predicted model, not a curated record. Gene Ontology annotation, cellular component: lytic vacuole; endosome. Lineage: Eukaryota; Viridiplantae; Streptophyta; Magnoliopsida; Malpighiales; Euphorbiaceae. Bases 231 to 1664 code for a protein of 477 amino acids.